AAGCAGGGGAGCAGGAGGGGAGCAGCGAGGCGCGGCUGGGGAGUGGCUGAAAUGCUGCUGCAGGCACUUGUCCGUUAGGACGUUGGCCCUGGCGGGCUUGGCUCGAGAAGACCUAUGUCGCGAACUAGAAAAUCGUCCAGGCCGGUGUGAUCCGAAUUCAGUUCAACGGAUACUCCCGCAGCUGUCCCUGCUCUGUUCCAGCCACCUUGCUCGCUGCAGGACCUCAAAUGAACGAGGCUCCUUUUCAUGAUGUUCUGGAAACUACUGACUCUGUCGGGAGACGGGAGGAUAAAUCUUAUUUGAUUUGAGCCUUAUGCCAAAUCACUAGCUGGAAGCGCGAAUCUAACAUGUACAAAGAUGUAAUUGGGUCUUCUUGUCUGAGCAGUGGUGAAAAUCUAAAUAUCAUAGCAGUUUCAAUGUAAGAGAUUGAGGAAAGGUACAGCCAUAACGUUGGUGAAGGCCAAAUAAUGAAGGAUCUUGUAUUCGCUAAGAAGAUUGUGACCAUGGCUGCUGAGUCUGAUGUUCUGCACUUCCAGUUUGAACAACAAGGAGAUGUAGUCUUGCAGAAAAUGAACCUCUUGAGGCAGCAGAAUUUAUUUUGUGAUGUGUCGAUUUAUAUUAAUGACACUGAGUUCCAGGGACACAAGGUGAUUUUAGCUGCUUGCUCCACCUUUAUGAGAGAUCAGUUUUUACUCACACAGUCAAAACAUGUCAGAAUCACCAUCUUGCAGAGUGCAGAAGUUGGCAGAAAAUUGUUGCUCUCUUGCUACACUGGAGCACUUGAAGUUAAAAGGAAAGAGCUUUUGAAAUAUUUGACUGCUGCCAGUUACCUUCAGAUGGUUCACAUUGUGGAAAAGUGCACAGAAGCUUUGUCAAAGUAUCUGGAAAUUGAUCUUUCUAUGAAAAAUAACAAUCAGCAUGCUGACCUGUGUCAAUCCUCUGAUCCAGAUGUUAAGAAUGAAGAUGAAAAUUCAGAUAAAGACUGUGAGAUCAUUGAAAUUUCAGAAGAUAGUCCUGUAAACAUAGAUUUCCAUGUUAAAGAAGAGGAAAGCAACGUUUUACAGUCUACAGUAGAGAGCUUGACAGCAGAGAGAGAGGAAAUGAGAUCACCAGAGCUGUCUUCAGUAGACAUGGGUUUUAAAGACAAUGAAAUUCGUAUCCUCCAUGUGGAAUCUAUCAGUACUGGGGGUGUAGAAAAUGGAAAGUUUUCACAGCCCUGUACCUCUUCAAAAGCAAGCAUGUAUUUCUCAGAAACACAGCAUUCGCUGAUCAAUUCUACAGUUGAGAGCAGAGUGGCAGAAGUUCCUGGAAAUCAAGAUCAAGGCUUAUUUUGUGAGAACACUGAAGGAAGUCAUGGUCCAGUGAAUGAGGUUCAGAAUCUAGGGGAUGCUUUUUCCCUGAGGCACCAGUGCCCCCGGUGCCCUCGAGGGUUUCUUCACGUUGAGAACUAUUUGCGCCACCUUAAGAUGCAUAAACUGUUCUUGUGCUUACAAUGUGGGAAAACAUUUACACAAAAGAAAAAUCUCAACAGGCACAUUCGAGGGCACAUGGGCAUACGGCCCUUUCAGUGUACUGUGUGCUUGAAGACAUUUACUGCGAAAAGCACACUUCAGGACCACUUGAAUAUACACAGUGGGGAUCGGCCAUAUAAAUGCCACUGUUGUGACAUGGAUUUCAAGCACAAAUCUGCCCUCAAAAAGCAUUUAACCUCACUCCAUGGCAGAAGCAGUGGUGAAAAACUACCUAGGCAUGAUCUGGAAAGGCAAAACCUACUGUAACUAGAACCACACCUUGUUAUGUAAGCUGUAUAUCAUUCUGUUGGGCAAGUCUUUCUAUAGAAAUGCAGCAUUUGUAAUAUUGCAUUUCCACCCCCAUCUUUAGAUCUUAUUUUUGGUCUACCUACACAUGUUAUUCUUUCUGAACUUGUACUACCAGUUCCAAAGUGUGGAAGACAUGAUAAAGCUGAUAGGAUGCU
Molecule: messenger RNA, 1975 nt
Organism: Odocoileus virginianus texanus
Lineage: Eukaryota; Metazoa; Chordata; Mammalia; Artiodactyla; Cervidae
Gene: ZBTB6
Product: zinc finger and BTB domain containing 6
Biological process (GO): regulation of transcription by RNA polymerase II
Molecular function (GO): protein binding; RNA polymerase II cis-regulatory region sequence-specific DNA binding; DNA-binding transcription factor activity, RNA polymerase II-specific
Source: RefSeq, a predicted model, not a curated record